Messenger RNA from Neoarius graeffei (lesser salmon catfish), 564 nucleotides. RefSeq names its product C-C motif chemokine 3-like. Gene Ontology annotation, cellular component: extracellular region. The transcript has 3 exons. Gene Ontology annotation, biological process: immune response; positive regulation of ERK1 and ERK2 cascade; cellular response to type II interferon. Bases 55 to 318 code for a protein of 87 amino acids. Lineage: Eukaryota; Metazoa; Chordata; Actinopteri; Siluriformes; Ariidae. The record is from RefSeq and is a predicted model, not a curated record. Gene Ontology annotation, molecular function: chemokine activity; CCR chemokine receptor binding.
UGCAUUAAUACCAUUCUGUUCACAUCGUGACCUUCAUCCUCACCAUCAGCAGUCAUGGUCCAUCGUUCUCUCCUGCUGGUUCUGCUGGUUCUCGCCUGCCUUCAGUUCUUCACGUUGGCCAACAGUGCGAAUGGACCAGGUCUAUGCUGUUUCAGUUACUACAAGAGCCCAAUCCCUGCAAAUAUCAUUACAGCGUAUAAAGUAACAAGCCUUCAGUGCAAAAAACCUGGAGUCAUCUUUACUCUAAACAACGGCAAAAAGACGUGUGCACAUCCUGAAGACGAGUGGGUGAAGAACAACAUGAAACUAAUUGACUAGCACGUUUAAGAAACCGGUCCAAAACUCAGCUGAAUUUACUUUUUAUUGAUUAGCCAGGAAUAAUAAUUCAUUUUAAAUCAUAUUUAAUUUACUUUACAUUUAAAUCCUAUAUAAGAUAUUAUAAAUUUUUAAGUAAUACCUUAUUGAAAUUAUUCUCACAGUAUUUAACUGAAUUAAACUAUAGACUGUCGACAUGAGUUCAUUGAUUUUUUUAUCCAUAAUAAAGGAGAUUUAAAUGGAAUAUAA